Myiozetetes cayanensis is the source of this 1684-nucleotide messenger RNA. RefSeq names its product prenylcysteine oxidase 1 like (gene PCYOX1L). Gene Ontology annotation, molecular function: prenylcysteine oxidase activity. The coding region runs from base 39 to 1523 and encodes 494 amino acids. The record is from RefSeq and is a predicted model, not a curated record. NCBI's taxonomy places the organism in Eukaryota, Metazoa, Chordata, Aves, Passeriformes, Tyrannidae. Gene Ontology annotation, biological process: prenylcysteine catabolic process; prenylated protein catabolic process. The transcript is spliced from 6 exons.
GGCCGGGGCGGGCGCUGCCGGGCCCCGCUCUCCGCGCCAUGGCCCCGCCGCCCGCCGCGCUGCUCCUGCCGGCCCUGGCCGCGCUCCUGGCCGUGCCUGCCGCCGCCCGCGCCGCGCCGCGAUCCAUCGCCGUGGUGGGCGCCGGGCUGGGGGGCUCGGCCGCCGCUUACUUCCUGCAGCAGCACUUCGGGCCGCAGGUGCAGCUGGACGUGUACGAGGCGGCCGGCGUGGGCGGGCGGCUGGCCACCGUCACCGUCAACAAGCAGCAGUAUGAGAGCCGGGGAGCCUCCAUCCACGCCCUUAGUCUCCACAUGCAGGACUUCGUCAAGAUCCUGGGCCUCAAGCACCGGCGCGAGGUGGCCGGGAAGAGUGCCAUAUUCAGCGGGGAGCACUUCGUCCUGGAGGAGACCGACUGGUACCUGCUCAACCUCUUCCGGCUCUGGUGGCACUAUGGCAUCAGUUUCCUGCGCCUGCAGAUGUGGGUGGAGGAGGUGAUGGAGAAGUUCAUGAGGAUCUACAAGUACCAGGCUCAUGGCUACGCCUUCUCCAGCCUGGAGGAGCUGCUGCGCUCGCUGGGGGGUGAUGCCUUCGUCAACAUGACACAGCGCUCGGUGGCCGAGUCCUUGCUGGAGGUGGGCGUCACACAGCGCUUCGUGGACGACGUCAUCGCGGCCGUCCUGCGCUCCAGCUACGGACAGUCCGUGCUGGUGCCUGCCUUCGCAGGAGCCAUGUCACUGGCAGGAGCCCAGGGCAGCACCUGGGCGGUGGAAGGAGGGAAUAAGCUGGUGUGUUCGGGUCUGCUGAAACUGACCAAAGCCAACGUCAUCCCGGCCAGGGUGACGGGCAUCUCCCUGCACAGCUCGGAGGGCAGAGCCCUGUACCAGGUACACUACGAGAGCAGCGAAGGCCAGGGCUCAGCUUUCUACGACAUGGUGGUUGUGACGACGCCCCUGCAUCCCAGCAGGAGCAACUUUACCUUUGAGAACUUUGAGCCGCCCAUCGCUGACUUCCCCGGAGCCUUCCAGCCCUCCGUCACCUCUGUGGUGCACGGCUACCUCAACUCCUCCUACUUCGGCUUCCCUGACCCCAAGCUCUUCCCUUUCACCAGCAUCCUCACCACCGACACCCCCGACCUCUUCUUCAACGCCAUGGACAACAUCUGUCCCGUCAACAUCUCGGCAGCUUUCCGGCGCAAGCAGCCCCAGGAGGCUGCGGUGUGGCGCGUCCUCUCCCAAGAACCACUGGACAAGCACCAGCUGAAGACCCUCUUCAGGUCCUACUACUCGGUGCAGGUGACAGAGUGGCAGACGUAUCCCCGCUACGACGCCGCCAAGUCCCUCCCGCCCAUCGUGCUCCAUGAAAACCUCUUCUACCUCAGCGGCGCGGAGUGGGUGGCCAGCUCCAUGGAGAUGAUAGCAGUGGCGGCCAAAAACGUGGCCCUGCUGGCUUAUAACCGCUGGCAUCAGGACCUGGAGAAAAUCGACCAGAAGGACUUGAUGCACAAGGUGAAGACGGAGCUGUGAUGCCCGGAGGGCGGUGGGCCGGGAGCUUUGGUGCGGGGUAGCCUGGGGAGUAUUUAUUGCCUUGGGGAGACCGGGGCUUUGGGGCUGGGGGACAAGGGACAGGCUGUGUCCCAGAUGACUGGAACGUGCGUCACCUUCAGGAAUACAGUUCCUGCCUAGUG